Molecule: messenger RNA, 3443 nt
Organism: Carya illinoinensis
Lineage: Eukaryota; Viridiplantae; Streptophyta; Magnoliopsida; Fagales; Juglandaceae
Exons: 28
Coding region: 111-3206 (1031 amino acids)
Biological process (GO): proteolysis; secondary metabolic process
Molecular function (GO): serine-type carboxypeptidase activity; acyltransferase activity, transferring groups other than amino-acyl groups
Source: RefSeq, a predicted model, not a curated record
GUGUAAAGUUCUCUGACUAUAAAUUGCCCGGCCAACACACGAGAGUUUCAUUGUUACGUACAGAAGUGUUCUUCCGGCAGUAGUGACGUUCUGCCCUCGGAAGGUUAGAUAUGGCGAUAGAAGAGGUUUCUCAAAUGCAGCUACUGAAAAAGCCCUGCAUCUCUGUUAACCUCCCAAGAUGUAUGUUUUUGCCUUGGCUUACUGUACUACUCCUCUCAGCAAAUCUGGCUUUCUCUUCCUCCAUCGUCAAGUAUCUGCCCGGCUAUGAUGGUGAACUUCCAUUUAAACUGGAGACAGGAUACAUAAGCGUGGGAGAUUCUGAGCUGUUCUACUAUUUCAUAGAGUCCCAAGGAAACCCACAAGAAGACCCUCUUUUUCUUUGGCUGACAGGAGGCCCUGGCUGUUCCUCUUUCUGUGGACUUAUCUAUGAAAUUGGUCCUCUGGAAUUUGAUAUCAACAAUUACACUGGGGGCUUACCAAGAUUGGUAGAUUACCCGUAUGCAUGGACAAAGACAGCUAGCAUCAUAUUUUUAGAUGCACCUGUUGGCACUGGUUUCUCCUAUUCAACAACUCCAAAAGGCUGGCCUACCUCAGAUUCAGAAUCAGCAGAACAGUCCUAUCAAUUCCUCCGGAAGUGGUUGGAUCAACACACACAAUAUCUCCCAGUUCAACUAUUUAUCGGUGGUGAUUCUUAUUCGGGCAUAAUUGUUCCAUUAGUGACAAAAAAAGUCUUAGAAGGUAUUGCAGCUGAUGUCAAGCCACAGAUGAACCUCAAAGGGUAUCUAAUUGGGAGCCCACGAACAGAUUCGGUUAUAGAUGAAAACUCAAAAAUAAUAUUUGCUCACCGGAUGGCACUAAUAUCAGAUGAACUUUAUGAGCAACUCAGAACAAGUUGCAACGAGAAUUAUGUGAACGUUGAUCCAUCCAAUACCGAAUGUGUCAUGGCUCUUGCAUAUUAUGAAAAGUGCAUCAAGGAUCUGUUUCGUAAUGAUAUAUUGGAACCAAAGUGCGCUUUUGCAUCCCCUAAACUUUCUUCAGAACUCGACCGAAGAUCUCUCGAAGAAGAUCCUGCAGAUUUCAUUCUCUCGCCACCAAGAAUACCUGAAUAUUGGUGUCGGAAUUUUAAUUAUGUAUUAUCCUACAUGUGGUCAAAUGAUUUAAGGGUUCAAGAUGCUCUGCAAGUUCGAAAGGGUAGUAUUUUGGAUUGGAGUAGGUGCAACAAGAGCUUGUCAUACACAAAAGAUAUCCUGAGUGUGGUCGAUGUUCAUCGAUAUCUCAGCAAGCACCGAUUACAAGUCCUGGUAGAGAGUGGGGAUCGGGACAUGGUUGUUCCUUUUGUGGGCACAGAGUAUUGGAUAAAGUCUCUUAACCUGACAGUCAUCAACGACUGGCGACCUUGGUUUGUUGAUGGUCAAAUUGCAGGGUACACAAGAAAGUAUUCAGAAAAUGGAUAUCGGUUAAUAUAUGCGACCGUAAAGGGGGCUGGUCAUACAGCUCCAGAGUACUACCGUAGAGAAUGUUACGAAAUGUUUCAACGUGGCAUUUUCAGAGUUCAUCAGUUCCAAGGACAGUUCCUGAACGCGAACUCAGAAGACGGUGUGAGCUCUUGGCUUACGGAUAAAGAGUCGAGACCUCCUGGCCAAAACAAAAAACAGGUGUUGUGGGGAAUGAACAUGAUGUGCCCAAAGAGAGCGGUUUUGUUGAAUUCAUCAAGUAGUAGGUUAAUGCAGAAUCUAUGCUUCACUGCACUUCUCAUAGUCUCAGUUUUCUCUGCCGUUGCCGCCUCUCAAUCGCUCGUUGAAUAUCUUCCGGGAUUUUCCGGCAAGCUACCCUUCACACUUGAAACCGGAUACAUUGGAGUUGGGGAAACCGAUGAGGUGCAGCUAUUCUACUAUUUCAUCGAGUCGGAGAGGAGCCCUGUUGAAGAUCCUCUUGUCCUCUGGCUCACUGGAGGCCCCGGUUGUUCUGGCUUCUCUGCACUUGCUUUUGAAAUCGGUCCAUUAACUUUCGAUUAUGCAAAUUACAAUGGGACAUUGCCAACUGUCCUACAGAACAAAUACUCAUGGACCAAGGUGCUUAAUUUCCAUAUUGACCAAUCGGUUUCUGCUGAAUUAGUAAUGCAGUUCUUACUAAUUUUAUUAGUAAUGCAGGUGGCCAACAUUAUAUUUAUUGAUGCACCAGUCGGAGCUGGAUUUUCAUAUGCGACAACCUCCUCUGGUUAUUACACCUCGGACACUAAAUCAGCAGCACAGACCUACACCUUUUUGAGGAAGUGGUUACUUCAGCACCCAAAAUUUCUUGGAAAUCAACUCUACAUUGGUGGUGAUUCAUAUUCUGGCAUCAUUGUUCCUCUCCUCCUUCAAAACAUACUUGAAGGUUUGGAAGCAGGGCUCAGGCCAGAAAUGGAACUUCAAGGAUACUUGCUCGGAAACCCAGUGACCGAUUCUUUUACUGAUGUGAACUUUAGGAUUCCAUAUGUGCACAGGGUGAACCUCAUAUCAGAUGAACUCUAUGAGAAUGCCAAAUUAUACUGUUCCGAGGAUUAUGUAAAUGUAGAUAUUAACAACACACUUUGUGUUACCGCUCUUCAAGCAAUCAGCGAGUGUCUUAUACAAAUAAACCUGUGUCAAAUUCUGGAACCUCAAUGUGCUUUUUCAUCUGGAAAACCAAAGGAGCUAGAGUGGGAUUUGAGAGCUCAGGAAGACAGAACCAUGAAUUACCUUCUCUCACAAUCUAAACUUCCUGAACUGCGGUGUCGGGGCUUUACGUACGUGCUGGCUUAUAAGUGGUUGAAUGAUGAAAGGGUCCAAGAAGCUCUUCAUGUUCGAGAGGGAACCGUCGAAUCAUGGAAAAGGUGCCCCAGAAAUUUUUCGACUUACACAGAAGAUGUCACAAGUACAGUUGCAUAUCAGAAGAAUCUCACAGAAACGGGUCUCCGAGCUCUGAUAUACAGUGGCGAUCAUGACAUUUCUGUUCCUUACAUUGCUACACUUGCGUGGAUAAAAUCUCUUGGGGUGCCUGUUUUUGAUCAAUGGCGUCCAUGGUUCGUCGAGGGUCAAAUUGCAGGAUACCAAGUAAAGUUCAUGAAUGAUCACUACAGGUUGACGUACGUAACUCUAAAGGGUGCAGGUCACACUGCUCCAGAAUACAAGCACAAGGAAAGCCUUGCCAUGGUCGAUAGGUUCUUUGCUCGUUACCCAAUCUAAUUGAUUGUGAAAUGCGGAAAGACAUUUGGGAGAUCCCUAUUCUAGACUAGAGAAAUAUUUUGAAUAAUCGAAGUGAAUAGCAUAGUCUACCGUUAAUUUUUUUGUUCUAGGAUCAAGCUUGCUUGGAAAGGCCUAGUAAAGUGCUUGCUUAUUUGUAUCGUGUGAGUGGAGAACCAAGGUGUCCGGAUGGUAAAGCCAGGGAAUAAUGCUACCAUGCCCCUAUAGUUUGCAUUCUUA